AUGUGGAGGUCUGCUGGGGGGAGCCUCGAGAGGCCCUCUGAGGGUUUCAUUGGCGGCCCCCGCAACGCGUUCGCGCUGCACACUGCAGAGUCCGGCAGCAGCAGCAGCAGCAGCAGCAGCAGCAGUAGCAGCAGCAGCAGUCCGCGGCAGCAGCAGGCCGCCUCUCAUCCCCCUUCCUCCUCCUCCCGCCUGGCUGCGGCGUAUAGAUCCUUCAAGCAGUGGGCAGAGGCGCUGCUCGUCACGGGGCUCAACCCCACAGUAAGCCACAUCUCCAACGCCUCAGCCUCUGCUUCUGCUUCUGCUUCUGCUGCAGCAACACCAGCAGCAGCAGCAGUUUCUCCUGCAAACAGUAGCCCGACAGGUUCAGGCAAAAACAAGCGGGACAGCCACCCCAUCUCUUCGGACCUGAGCCGUUCCUGCGGCUCCUCUGCAACUCCCUUCAGCCGCGAUAUCUCGCCAGAUGUAGGGGGGCCCCUCAGGGGCCCCCAGGGGAGUGUCUCAGUUGGGGGCCCCCAUGGGGGCCCCCCGGGGGGCCCCCCCAUUCCAGUUUUGGGCUCUAUGUCGGAGGGCAGCUACUUGCAUCGCCCUGGCGGUUUGGCUUCUGGCGGGCACCCCGUUUCAGGUCAUUCACCGCUUCCUACUGCUGAUGCUGUUGUAUCUCCUGCUGUGCAUGACGCAGAAGCGACAUCUGUCUGCGCUGCGGGGGGCCCCACGGGGGCCCCUGAGGGGCCCCAUGAGGGGCCCCCGUGGGCUCGGAGGGCCCCCCCCCGAGGGCCCUGCCCCUGGGGGCCCCCCACGGCCAGUGGAGGCACCGAGGGGGCCCCUGCAUGCAGGCCGUCACUGUUCCCUUUUGGUUCUUCUAGGGUUCGGUGGGAGGAUGUGAAGCCGGAAGCGUCGUCAGGGGGCCCCUUGGGGGCCCUCUGUGAAGGGCCCGAGGCCGGGGGCCCCCAGGCGGGUACCAGUGGGGGGCCCCUGAUGAUAGAUGAUGCUGCAGCAGACGGAACGGAGAGCGGCUGGCGAGCAAAAGCAAGCCGCUGGCAGCAGCAACAGCAGCAACAGCAGCAGCAGCAGCAGCAGCAGGGGGUCGCUGGGGAGGCAGCGGGGUCUGUGCCUCUGUAUGGCCCUGUCUGCAGGCGGUCACCAGCAGAAGCAGCAGCAGCAGCUCAACGCGGAGCCCUCGGGGGCUGCCGUCGGUGGAGCGGUUUCUGUGGCGCCUGA
This is a messenger RNA of Eimeria mitis, 1218 nucleotides long. Its product is annotated as cGMP-inhibited 3',5'-cyclic phosphodiesterase, putative. The record is from RefSeq and is a predicted model, not a curated record. Lineage: Eukaryota; Apicomplexa; Conoidasida; Eucoccidiorida; Eimeriidae. The coding region runs from base 1 to 1218 and encodes 405 amino acids. The transcript has 3 exons.